UCCUACACUGCAGCAAUGGCUGCUAGCUUGUUACAUUCGGCAACAAGAAGAAGCCUCAUAUUCUCUUCUUUAUUGCGCCAUUCCUCCACCAAACCUCCUCCUGCUGACCCAUCUCUUUGUGGGCGCAUAUCUCAAGACAAAAUAGUGACGUGUCCUUUUCCAGACAUUCCAAUUCCUGAAACAAACGUUUUUUCACACGUCUUUCGAAAUUUUGACAAGUUUACUGGUAGCUCCCCCGCCCUUGUUGACGGAUUGAGUGGAGCUGAAGUCUCUUACAAUGAAAUGUUGGACGUGACCUCACGUACAUCAUCAGGUCUGAGACGAUUAGGUUUACAGAAAGGAGACGUGGUUACGCUUUGUUCCCCUAACUCCAUUGAUUACGGGAUCACUUUCUUUGCCACCAUGGCCGCUGGAGGUGUUGUCUCUACUUGUAACCCCACCUACACGGCUAGUGAACUGUCGUAUCAGAUCAAUAAUUCCGGCAGCAACUUUGUAGCAACGACUCCCUCUCUCCUUCCAACUGUACUAGAAGCCAUUGGUAACUUGAACGUAAAGAAAGUACUUGUAAUCAAUGAAGAUGAUAACAGCAAUAGAGAGACUGAUAACAUUAUGUCACUCAAAGUCCUUAAAGAAGAUUCAGGCUCGUUGUUUAAAGAAGAGAAGGUGAAUGCAAAGGAAGAUCUUGCAGUACUACCAUACUCCAGUGGUACUACUGGUCUACCUAAAGGUGUCAUGUUGACUCACUAUAACAUUGUAGCUAAUUUAGCUCAAAUCACUCACCCAGAGAUUAUGUAUCUGCAUGAAGGAGAACCGAAUCUUGGUUUACUUCCUUUCUUUCAUAUUUACGGGAUGGUCGUUAUAUUGUUUCACUCGCUUUUUUCAGGUGGAAAAUGUGUCGUUCUCCCAAAAUUUGAGCCGGAAUCUUUUCUGUCUACAAUACAAAAGUAUAGAAUUUCAACUGCAAAUCUGGUCCCUCCUAUAAUUCUCUUCCUAUCCAAGCACCCGCUGGUAGAGAAGUAUGACCUGACAAGUAUCAGGAGUGUCUUCAGUGGGGCUGCCCCAUUGGGCCCUGACGUGUUGAAAGAAGCUAAAGAGCGAACUGGUAUCAAGAUAAUAAGACAAGGCUAUGGUCUAACCGAGACAAGUCCUGUGACUCACUCUACACUGAUCAGUGUCGGUAUGGACUAUCCUGCCUCUAUUGGGGUCCCGAUUCAGAACCAGUCCGUUAAAAUUACUGACCUGAGCACUGGUCAAAGCCUAGGGCCACAGGAAGAGGGGGAGGUGUGUAUAGCUGGUCCAAAUGUCAUGAAAGGGUACCUCAAUCUACCGGACGCUACCAGUAAGUGUAUAACGGACGAUGGCUGGUUUCACACCGGGGACAUUGGUUACUAUGACAACAAUGGGUUCUUCUACAUAACGGACAGGUUAAAAGAGUUGAUUAAAGUGAAAGGAUUACAAGUGGCCCCUGCAGAGCUGGAGGGAGUUCUUCAGCAUCACCCUAAGAUUGCUGAUGCAGCUGUCAUUGGGGUACCACACGAGAGACUGGGGGAAGCACCUAGAGCCUUUGUUGUACGUCGUGAUGAGAGUUUAAGCGAGGAAGACGUAAUGAGUUUUGUUAAGGAGAGGCUCUCGGAGCAUAAAUGGCUAACGGGAGGAGUUCAGUUUAUACAAGAAGUACCUAAAUCAGCUUCCGGGAAAAUUUUACGUAGAAACCUCAAGAAAUAAGACCUGUGACAUUUUGAUUAAUUGUUUGUAUUUUUAGGAAUAUUUAAAUAAUUUAUUUUUCCAUUUUUCUCCUCAUUAACUUUGACCACACCUCU
Amphimedon queenslandica is the source of this 1820-nucleotide messenger RNA. RefSeq names its product probable 4-coumarate--CoA ligase 1. Gene Ontology annotation, molecular function: CoA-ligase activity. The record is from RefSeq and is a predicted model, not a curated record. The transcript has a single exon. Bases 16 to 1725 code for a protein of 569 amino acids. Lineage: Eukaryota; Metazoa; Porifera; Demospongiae; Haplosclerida; Niphatidae.